AUGGAGAGUCACACUUCACAAGGAAGCCUCCAGGUUUCACUAUCUAGAACCGAGCGCCUCUUCUUUGCCGAUGCCUAUCGUCAUAACAUCAAAGCGUCCAACCUGUUCCGGGAAUCGGGUUGUAUUAUUACCGACAAGAACUGGCUUGCGGUGCUCGCGUUCGGUGUCACUGUCAUCAUUUUCCACUUCACGGUCGCGCAGUUAGCAUCGCCCGACGAGCACGACUUCCUUGACAUAUUCCGCAUUUUGCGUCGAACGGCAAGGAUAGGCUGGGCAGUCUCUCCACACUUCCACCAAAGUGAGAUCAAAUUGUUCAUCGAUCAUCGGUCUAGCCUGAUUGCAGCGUCGUUGGAUGAACAGAUAUGGCAGGCUGUUUCGAACCUUGACAACGUCGAACACCUUGCCAACACUUCCAGCGAUGUUGCUCAUGUUUAUCAUCAUGCAGUCGAAACCCUAAAGAAUUGGGUGAAGGAUACUGAGGGUUAUCCGCGGUCAUGGCAGCAUUUCAUGGCCUGGCCAGGUCAUGUGUCCGACAGGUUCGUGGAGUUGCUUACUGCCAAGCAUCCGCCCGCACUUAUUAUAUUCACGUAUUGGAACACCAUCAUGCAUCUUACACCCAAACGUUGGUUCAUGAAUGGCUGGGCUCGGCGCAAUGGCUGCCUGGCGAUGGCAGAACUGGAUCCAGAGUGGGAUGGUCUGCUGGAAUGGCCACGGAGUAGACUGAAAUAA
This is a messenger RNA of Neoarthrinium moseri, 729 nucleotides long. RefSeq lists its product as uncharacterized. Gene Ontology annotation, biological process: regulation of transcription by RNA polymerase II. Gene Ontology annotation, molecular function: DNA-binding transcription activator activity, RNA polymerase II-specific. The record is from RefSeq and is a predicted model, not a curated record. Bases 1 to 729 code for a protein of 242 amino acids. Lineage: Eukaryota; Fungi; Ascomycota; Sordariomycetes; Amphisphaeriales; Apiosporaceae. The transcript is spliced from 2 exons.